AUGGCAGAAAACUCUGACGCCGCCAAGGCCCCGGUAUCGACGCCUGCUGAGCCCGUCGUGACGGAUGACGGGCCUGCUGCGAAGCGUGUUAAGCUGGACAGCACUCAUCACGCCCCUGCGUCUGGAGACUCUCGGAAUAAAAAGAAAGAUGAUGCCUCACCUACAAAACAAGAGGCCGAUAACGAGGACGGCCAACGUCAGAAUGACACGAGGAAGGGAUUGGCACCGAUCAAGAAAGAGUACGAAUCACAACAGAUCAGCAACGAGGAGAAGUGGAACGGGACGGAGAAUGAGAGAGAACCUCUGCUAAUACGCUCCAGGUUCCUCGUCGAGAUGGCGUCGCAGCGGCAGGUGGCAGAUGACGAUGCUGCCGAAGGCCGAUCAGAGCAGCUCGGUGGCGACGCCAGGGACGCCAAGGACGCUGACGGCUCCAAGCCCCAGAAGGGCAAGAGGAAGAAGCAAAAGGGCCAGAACACGGAGCGCAGCUUUGGUCGCUUCGAUGACGACCUCCGCCUGUGCAACAGCCGCGCGUAUUCCCCUGAAUUCUCGCCCAAGGAGUGCCGCUACGGCGACAAGUGCCGUCUCCUGCACGAUCUCCGCAAGUACCUGGACGAGGGCCGUCGCGACGACGUCGAGACUUUUGGCGGCAAAUGCCCUGUUUUUGAGAAGUACGGCGAGUGCCGCUCGGGCUGGAAGUGCCGCUUCGUCAGGAGCCACAUGCAAGAGGUGGAGCGCGAAGACGGACGCAAGGAGCUCGUGCUACAAGGCCGAAGCGAGGAUGGCCAAGACGACGGCGGCGAGUCCCGCCCCGAUGUGGGCAACGUCGUCCCCAUGAGCGUCAAGAUUGAACUGAACCGCAAGCGGACCGACUUCUCCAAGGCCGACAGCUACAUCAAAUGGCUCAACAAGGAGGCCCAGAUGAGCGACAACUUCAACAACCACCGCCAGAAGGACCAGACCAAGGAGGAGAGUAUGGAGGAGAUGCGCGCCCAGUUCGUCGACCCGCCCUUCAAGGCGUCAGAGAAGAGACGCCUGUACUUUGGGCCCGAGACCCCCGUGCUGGCGCCCCUUACCACUCAGGGCAACCUGCCCUUCCGUCGGCUCUGCGUCGAGCUGGGCGCCCAGCUGACGUACUCGGAGAUGGCUCUGGGCCUACCCCUGCUGCAAGGCACAAACGCCGACUGGGCCCUCAUGAAGGCUCAUGAGACGGAGCUGCAACCCCCGCGCGUCUCGCCGCCCACCACCGGCAACGGCAACAGCACCGUUCCCGUCUUCGACAACGGCGGGUACGACCACGCGCGAGACAUCCGCUUCGGCGCGCAGAUCUCGGCCAGCCAGCCGUGGGUGGCGGUCAAGGCGGCCGACGCGCUGAGCCGCUUCUGCCCGCAACUGCGACUCAUCGACCUCAACUGCGGCUGCCCGAUCGACAUGGUGUACAAGUCCGGCGGCGGUUCCGCCCUCCUCGACUCGCACGGCAAGCUUGAGCGCAUGAUCCGCGGCAUGAACGCCGUAUCGGGCGAGGUGCCGGUGACGGCCAAGAUCCGCACAGGAGUCCGCCAGAACCGCCCCACGGCAUGGCAGGUGAUGAACAAGCUCGCCUUUGGCGGACGCGAGCACCGCGAGCGUCUGGGCGCGCCGGGCUGCGCGGCCAUCACGCUGCACGGCCGCAGCCGCGAGCAGCGUUACACCAAGCGCGCAGACUGGGGCUUCAUAGCCGAGAGUGCAGCCCUGGUCAAGACGUACAACGAGGAGCUGGCCCGGCUGACAGACACGGCCGCCGAGCCUGACCCGAGAACGCAGCCAAGCGCGGGGCGCCUCUUCUUCAUCGGCAACGGUGACUGCUACUCCCACGUCGACUACCAGAACCACAUCGACGAGGCCCGCGUCGACAGCGUCAUGGUCGGCCGUGGCGCCCUCAUCAAGCCCUGGCUCUUUGAAGAGAUUGAAAAGGGCCAAUACCUGGACAAGUCCGCCUCGGAACGCCUGACCUACAUCGAGAAGUUUGUCCGCUACGGCCUCGAGGCAUGGGGCUCCGACGAGCUGGGGAUAGGCUUCACCCGUCGCUUCCUCCUCGAGUGGCUCAGCUUCUCCCACAGGUACAUACCCGUCGGCCUGCUCGAGCAUCUACCUCCCAACCUGAACGAUAGGCCGCCCGCCUAUAGGGGAAGGAAUGACCUCGAGACGUUGCUGGCUUCGGAUAAUUAUCUCGACUGGAUCAAGAUUUCCGAAAUGUUCCUCGGUCCCGUCCAUCCGGGUUUCAAGUUCCAGCCUAAGCACAAGUCUAAUGCUUAUGAAACUGAGGGUUGA
Molecule: messenger RNA, 2307 nt
Organism: Geosmithia morbida
Lineage: Eukaryota; Fungi; Ascomycota; Sordariomycetes; Hypocreales; Bionectriaceae
Product: tRNA-dihydrouridine synthase 3
Exons: 3
Coding region: 1-2307 (768 amino acids)
Biological process (GO): tRNA processing
Molecular function (GO): RNA binding; metal ion binding; tRNA dihydrouridine synthase activity
Source: RefSeq, a predicted model, not a curated record